UCCCUGCGCGGGCUGGGCGGGGCGCAUGCGCACUGACGGCCAGGUCAUGGCGGCGCCCGGAGAGCAGCUGAGGAGACGUAAGGCGGGGGUCACCGACGUGGGGCCCGGGGCAAGCCCCGCUCGGGAGCACGACCCCGCUGGCUGCCCCGCCCGCCUCCACCCCGGCACCUUCUGGCUGACCAGGGUCGUGCUCCUGAGAGCCCUCGCCUUCGUCUACUCCGUGGCCUUCUUGGUGGCCUUCUGGCAGAACAAGCAACUGAUUGGAGACCGUGGGCUACUGCCCUGCAGACUGUACCUGCGCCGGCUGCGCCAGCACUUCAGGGGCCGCGUGGGCUGGGAUGCCGUGAGCGCCGCACCCACCCUGCUCUGGCUGCUUGACUGGUCACACAUGGAUGCCAACCUGGACGCCCUGGCUCUGCUGGGCCUGGCCCUCUCCUCCUUUGUCCUGCUCAGCGGCUGUGCCAACAUGCUGCUCAUGGCGAUCCUCUGGGUGCUCUACACAUCCCUGGUCAACGUGGGACAGGCCUGGCUGGGAGUCACAGCUGCUGGAGACGGGCUUUCUGGCCAUCUUCCUCUGCCCGCUGUGGACACUGUCACGCCUGCCCCGCUGGACACCCACCUCCCGGAUCGUCCUGUGGGGCUUCAGGUGGCUGAUUUUCAGGAUCAUGCUUGGCGCGGGCCUCAUCAAGAUCCGGGGGGACCGAUGCUGGUGGGACCUGACCUGCAUGGACUACCACUACGAGAACCCCCCAGCACGCACAGAGGAACUGCUCUGCCGUGCUCAGGCUCCCAGCGACAGUGGAGAUGGGCCCCAUGUCCCCCAGAGGCCGGGGCUUCUGCCAGGUGCACAGCAGUGACGGGGACCAAUUGCAUCUCUGCUACCCACCUUGUGAACUCUGGGGUUUCCUCCCCUCAGGUCCUUGCUGGAGGGCAGACGCAGCCAGUGCCCAACCCCGCGGCCUACUUCCUGCACCAGUCCCCAUGGUGGGUGCACCGCUUUGAGACCCUCAGCAACCACUUCCUGGAGCUCGUGGUGCCCUUCUUCAUCUUCCUGGGCCGCCGCAUGUGCGCCCUGCACGGGGCCCUACAGCUGCUGUUCCAGGCCAUCCUCAUCCUCAGCGGCAACCUGAGCUUCCUCAACUGGCUGACCAUGGUGCCCAGCUUCGCCUGCUUCGACGAUGCCACGCUGGGCUUCCUGUUCCCCUCGGGCCCAGGUGGCCUCAAGGCCCGGGUCCUGCAGCUGCAGGAGGACUCGGUCCACGGGGCCCAGCCUCCACCCAAACGCAGCUGCGUGGUGCGACGCGUGGUGCACCUGGCGCUGGGGCUGCUGCUGGCCUGGCUGAGUGUGCCCGUGGUGGUGAACCUGCUGAGCCCGAGCCAGGUCAUGAACACCUCCUUCCACCCGUUGCGCAUCGUCAACACCUACGGGGCCUUCGGCAGCAUCACUCGGGAGCGCACGGAGGUGGUCCUGCAGGGAACGGCCAGCCCCAACGCCAGCGCGCCUGACGCCGAGUGGCAGGAGUACGAGUUCAAGUGCAAGCCGGGCGGACUGUGGCGCCGGCCCUGCCUGCUGUCGCCCUACCACCACCGCCUCGACUGGCUCAUGUGGUUCGCCGCCUUCCAGGGGGCCUGCAGCUGUCUCAGCACCCCGUCCCCCCAGACCUACGAGCAGAACGAGUGGAUCCUCCACCUGGCGGGCAAGCUGCUGGCCAACGACGCCGAGGCCGCCUCCCUGCUGGCCCUCAACCCCUUCGCAGGCAGGCCCCCACCCCGUGGCUGUCAAGAAUUCCUUCUCUGGGGGCUGCUGAGGUGGUAGGCUUCCUCGAACCCCAUCCCAGUGACCCCUAAGGGGCAGCCCAGAGAGCUCACAGAGGAAGCCAGCAGACCUGGUGACUGAGCACUGAGAGGUGACAGCAGCAGUCGUGUCAGGGUGUACCAGCCAGGAGGGAAGGCCUACAGGUCACAUGCAGCCCAAACGCUUGCACAGUCCACCAGCAAGCCCGCCACUCACCAUCCACAAGAGACCAAGUACUGGAGCCCAGAGUCACCCCAGAACUCUGCACCUGCUUCUGGGAAAUGCUCCAAAGAAUCAGAGACACUAGGGAACAGGUGUGGGCCAGCCUUUGCCACAACCUGUGGGCCCCGUGGCCCCCAGGAUGGAGGAGAGGAGCCCCACCUGAUGUGCCACCAUCUGCUUUGCUUUACUGGACUUUGACAAAGUGCUGAUGCAAACCCAAGGCCUCUGAGUCACCCACUGCCUGGAGGGGAGCGGAGACAUCCCAGCUCUGUUCCACCAUCCACGGUGCUCCCAUGGCUGGACUCAAACCCAGGUCCUCACACUAGGUGGAACUUGUUUUCUACCUCCUGAGUUCAAUGGUUCACUGCAAAGUGGCUGACUUGAUGUACCGUUGAUAAAAUUUUUUUUAAAGAUUUUAUUUAUGAGAAAGAUAGGGGAAAGACCCAUCACUCUGGCACAUGUGCUGCCGGGAAUUGAACUCAUGCUUGAGAGUCUGAAGCUUUAUCACUGCAGCACCUCUUGGACUACAAUUUUUUUUUUUUUAGUAACACACAAAUCCAGGGGUGGUGGCUCAGUGGCAGAGCAAGGACUUGUGGACAGGAGACCCCAGGUUCAAUUCCCCAGCACUCCAUAUGCUGGAGUGGUAGUCUGUCUCAAAAAUCACAUCUUUAGGGGUCAGGUGGCAGUCCACCUGGUUGACAUGCACGUGGUACCACGCACAAGGACCCAGCUUGAAGCUUCACGAACGGUAAAGCAAGUGUGUAUGUGUGUAUCCCUCUCUCCCCCUUCUCAGUUUCUGCCUUAUCUAAAUCAACAAUGAAAAGGAAAGAAAUCUUUACAAAGCAGUGUGAUUGGGGAGGUGGCGCGGCAUCAAGAACUUUGGACUCCCGGGCAUGAGGUCCUGAGUUUGGUCUCCAGCACUGCUUGUGCCA
This is a messenger RNA of Erinaceus europaeus (western European hedgehog), 2949 nucleotides long. It is a transcript of the gene LMF1, whose product is annotated as lipase maturation factor 1. The record is from RefSeq and is a predicted model, not a curated record. Gene Ontology annotation, cellular component: endoplasmic reticulum membrane. The transcript has 11 exons. Bases 26 to 1816 code for a protein of 596 amino acids. Lineage: Eukaryota; Metazoa; Chordata; Mammalia; Eulipotyphla; Erinaceidae. Gene Ontology annotation, biological process: protein maturation.